UGGAGGGUUCUUCUUUUUCUUUUUUACAACAUCAAGUCUGUGGGCUAAUUGACCGUGUUUAUAGGAUUUCAGCCAAACAUCUCUUGGAUCUAUCAGAAUCUAUCUGAGUAUUUUAAUAACAGUAAGCCUUGAUGUCAUCAUAUUAAUUGGUGUUACAGUAUAAAGCAGAGGUGAAAUCAGUAUUGAUCUGGACUGAUUUCAGAUCAUUGAACUAAUCCAGGACACAAGUGUGGUACACACCCUUUCUAAGGAAACAAUGGAGAAUUCCAGUGAAAUAGUAUUUGUGUUGCAAGGACUGAAUGAAACAAGGACAAACAAACAUAUCUACUUUGUUGUGACUCUUCUCGGUUACCUUUUCACUAUUUUUGUGAACUUGACUUUGAUUAUGACAAUUAUUUUGGAGAAAAUGCUCCAUGAGCCAAUGUUUAUAUUUCUGUGUAGUUUGUGUAUAAAUGGGUUAGUAGGGGCUUCUUCUUUUUAUCCUAAAUUGUUGCUCGACCUUCUAUCUGACGUGCACGUCAUUUCGUAUGCCGCAUGCAUGAUUCAGUUAUUUAUAGGCUACAGUUACGUCUUCUGCGAAUUUACUAUGUUAACAGUGAUGGCUUAUGACAGAUAUGUCGCAAUAUGCAAGCCGCUGAAUUACCACUCCAUCAUCACGCCUCGGACGGUGGUGAAAUUGUUGAUUUUAACUUGGCUGUUUUCCCUCUGUGAAUCAAUUAUUGGGUUGAACCUGACACUCAGACUCCCCCUCUGUGGAUUCCACAUCGAGAAGCUUUACUGCACAAACUGGCCAGUGGUAAAGCUGUCGUGCGUGGACACCACUAUCAACAACAUUUACGGAUACAUUCUGACGUUUUCUCACGUUUCACAAGCAGUGCUGAUCUUGAUUUCCUAUGUUAAUAUUAUUAAAGCGUCUAUACGAUCCCCGGCAGAUCGAAAUAAGUUCAUGCAGACCUGUUUGCCACAUUUAAUCAGCCUGACCAACUUCACAAUCACACUCGUUUUUGAUGUAAUGUACGAUCGCUACGGUUCCAGCAGUCGGUUGCAGAAUUUCCGCACUUUCCUGGCGCUGGAGUACCUCGUUGUUCCACCACUGCUAAAUCCUCUCAUUUAUGGCUUGAAAAUGAACCAGAUCCGCCGGCGAAUAUUUAGAAUUUUCCGCUUUAGAGUUUCCGCUUUGAAAUGAAUACCCGUGGCUUUAUAAUCACAGGUGUCAGGAAAACGUGACUUAAUUUUGAAAGCAGUAACUGAUGCAUGGAUUGAUUGGUGGAUCAAGGAAUUGACUGCUGUUAGUGUCGAGGAUUCAUGUUUCUUUUGACUUCGCAAUGUUUUUUAUUUUUUAUUUUUUGUUUUUGUUUGUUUUUGCACCCAGGAAAAAAUACUCUGGCCAGUUUUCAAAUUGUAGAGUUGCAUCCUGUUAGAUGUUGCACAUGGCAUUUUCAUUGAUAUUCCUUUCUAUAUUUGAACUAUAUGAUUUAAUGCAAUGUACUGGAGUUAGAGUGCCUUAAUAUUGUGUCUCUGGCACGUAUCUCACCACUACUAUAUUUAUAAAAUUGGGUCGUACCAGGAAAGCAGUAAAGUACAGAGAGUUUGAGAUCUCUCGCAUAUUAACUCUGUCAUAGUGUAUCAAAUGAGAUCUCAUCAAGGUGGCUGGUUCUGUGUCACUGUUCGACAGAACAACGGGAGGGAGCAUUAGAGGUAUAGGUGACAUCCCGAGAGGUAAAUCAGUUUCUGAGCCUUAGUCCAGAGAUAUAAUUGUGCAGCAAGCAGAUCAAUAUGAUCAAAUGUAUUAUCUAUAACAAUGAGAUAAUAAAUGAUAAAUGUGUAUAUUUAUGUUUUGUGUAACACUGGUUAGGAGCUUGCUCCUUACAUCUCCUUAUGAGUUUAUAAAUUUGAAGGCUGCAUCCUGAUUAUUUAAUGCAAGCUGCCCCAGAAAAUAUUUUGUGUGUACACCCAGUAUAAUUCUACUGAUAAAUAUCUAAUAAUGCAGCCAAAAUAAUAUAAAUAAUUCACCACAUUAGAGGUUGUUCUUUGUAAAACAUGAUAAGAUGCUUUGCUCUCUUUGUUUGUCCCCCCCAAUUACAUCAAUUUUAGAUCUACAAAUUUAUUUAUUUUUUGAUCGAUAAAAGUCAUUUGCUGCACAUAAAUAUUUUGUUAAGCAAACAUGCAUUUAGGUUUUGUUUGUGGCAAUCAUAUAAUUUUGUAUGUGGGAAGUGAUGAGUGUAGCUCUGUUUGUAGGUUUAUUUCAGAUGUGUGUUGUUGUUGUUGUUUGUGUGUGGAAGUGUAUGUGUGUGAGAGGGAGAGAGAGAGAGAGAGAGAGAGAGAGAGAGAGUGUGUUAAUGUUGUGCACAGGCCAAGUUCAGGAAAAGAAACACUGUGUUUUGAUGUGAUUAAAGAAACAUCAGAUUUGAAAAUAUAAAACACGCAACCGAGCACAGAUGAUUCUUAUGCGCUUCAAGUUUCAGCACUUGGCGGUCCUGUUCUGUGAGCUUUUGCGGCCUACAGCUUCGUGGCUCAGCUGUUGUAGCUCCUAUAUGUUUCCACUUCACAGUAACGGCACUUGACUGGGGCAGCUCUAGCAGGGCAGAAAUUUGAUGAACUGACUUGUCGGAAAGGUGGCAUCAUAUGACAGUUCCACGUUGAAAGUCACUGAGCUCUUCAGUACGACCCAUUUCACUGCUAAUGUUUGUCUAUAGAUAUUGCAUGGCUAUAUGCAUGAGUUUGUGCACCUGUUAGCAACGGGUAUGGCUGAAAUAAUUUAAACCACUAAUUAGAAGGGGUGUCCACAUACUUUUGGAAAUGUAGUGUAUAUGUAUGCUUAAAGGCUUCUCUUUGCAUUCUGUACAAAUUGUAGGAAAUCACUCUCUUACGGCAAUUAAUCAUUAAUUGCAAAGGAAGACAUUAAACACAAAGGGGAAUGCUGGGACAGAGACAAUCUUACACUGUAAGGUCCUCUCGCCUGCAGUUCAUUGUCGACACCACAGGGUGACAGUAAGACACCACAGAAACAAGUUCUGCCCCCGGGCACCAAUCUGAUUUCAAGCAAAAAAAUAAAAAUAAAAAUAACUGUAGAA
Messenger RNA from Anguilla anguilla (European eel), 3074 nucleotides. RefSeq names its product putative gustatory receptor clone PTE03. The transcript has a single exon. Gene Ontology annotation, biological process: G protein-coupled receptor signaling pathway. The record is from RefSeq and is a predicted model, not a curated record. Gene Ontology annotation, molecular function: G protein-coupled receptor activity; olfactory receptor activity. Lineage: Eukaryota; Metazoa; Chordata; Actinopteri; Anguilliformes; Anguillidae. The coding region runs from base 257 to 1186 and encodes 309 amino acids. Gene Ontology annotation, cellular component: membrane.